GUUUUCAUUUUAGUCUACUUCUCCUUUGACUAUUCCGUCACUUCUCUUAUUUCUUGCCUUCUCUCUUCGUCUGAAAAAUAUGGAUUCAGGCAGAGCUCAUGGAAAGAGGACCAUGUCGAAAUACGAGGUGGAGGAGGAGGAGGAAGAGGAGGAGGAGGAAGAGGAAGAGGAGGAGGAGGAGGAGGAGGAGGAGGAGGAGGAGGAAGAAAGUAGGAGUAGGAGACCAUCAAUUGUGUAUGGUGAGGAUGAGGGGAGAACAAGAGUGAUGAUGGUGAAUAGUACUGCUGCUACUCCUUCAGGGGGAAGAUCUGGUACAGGAGGAUCUACGGCAGGGCCAUGUUGUCAGGUAGAUAAUUGCACUGCUGACUUGAGUGAUCUAAAGCAAUACUACCGCCGCCACAAGGUCUGUGAUGUUCAUGCCAAGGCUUCGUCGAUAGUUGUGGGUGGAUUCCGGCAGCGUUUUUGCCAGCAAUGUAGCAGGUUUCAUAGCCUAUCAGAGUUUGAUGACAGUAAAAGGAGUUGUCGCAGGCGAUUAGCUGGACACAAUGAGCGGCGUCGGAAAACUUCAUCGGAAUACCAUGGACAUGGAGGCACGUCUAAUUAAGUAAUUAGAUAUAUAUAAUCCUUUCACGUAGAUGCCUGUUUCCACUUAUGCUCACUCUCUUCUGUCAACCCUCAGCCUUGAUCAUGCACCAGUGAACUCUCUCUCUCUCUCUCUCUCUCUCUCUCUCUUUUAGUUGUAUGUGUUCGAGGAAGAAUUGCUUGCAUUGAUCUGUAACCAAACAAAUAUGCAUAGCUUCUUUGCUAGCACAACUUCCAUCCUUAAUGUUUGUUGUUCAUUUCUUGGCUGUAAUUUGAAACAAACCUACAUUGUUUGAUCUGUUCAGUUGGUGAUGAUGAUUCUUGUUUUCUUCACAUGCUUUAAUAUAUCAGUAUUUCAACUGUUCA
Messenger RNA from Pyrus x bretschneideri (Chinese white pear), 948 nucleotides. Its product is annotated as squamosa promoter-binding-like protein 3. Bases 80 to 604 code for a protein of 174 amino acids. The transcript has 2 exons. Lineage: Eukaryota; Viridiplantae; Streptophyta; Magnoliopsida; Rosales; Rosaceae. Gene Ontology annotation, cellular component: nucleus. The record is from RefSeq and is a predicted model, not a curated record. Gene Ontology annotation, molecular function: DNA binding.